This is a messenger RNA of Alternaria atra, 1941 nucleotides long. RefSeq lists its product as uncharacterized. The transcript is spliced from 2 exons. Lineage: Eukaryota; Fungi; Ascomycota; Dothideomycetes; Pleosporales; Pleosporaceae. Bases 1 to 1941 code for a protein of 646 amino acids. The record is from RefSeq and is a predicted model, not a curated record.
AUGUAUUCUUUGGAAGCACCCUACGUCUCGCUCCAUGCUCCGUGGCCUGCAGCAGAAGAGCACCAGCCACAACCACAAGAUCUUACGGGGAUGGACAGGAUGUCUAUGGCCAUCCAGAGUAGAGAUCCCGAUAAGAAAUACAUUUGUGGUAUCGGAGCAAGAUUUGGCGUCGAAACCUCGGAUCGAACCUUCGAGCGUUACUCUACUAUUGGCGGCUUUUUAUUCAUCGAUGGUUCUGUGUAUGGAAUCACUUCAGCUCACGGCAUGAUGAGUGGUUUGGGUGAAAGUGGUCACAGCGCUUCCGAACACAACACGGAAUCCACUAGUAAUCUAUCAUCGGACACAGAAUCCAGCUGUGGAGCAAGCUCGGAUGAAGGAUCCGAAGUCUCUGAUGACAGUUCGUGUUCUGCUCGCGCACCACAAACGAUCGCCCAGACAGCAUCCGCCGUGGAAAAGAGAACUUUGGACAUACCAAAAGGACCAUGGUCAAAUCUACCUCUGCCUCAGAUACUGGCAUAUUUAAGUCGUGGAACGACUAAAGGGGAUUACUCCUUUCCUGAUCUGGCGCCACCAAUGUCGGACUUUGCUCUCGUGGAUACAGACUCUGUCGCGUGGCGAGCAAAUGAGUAUCUCGAUAUCAAUCGUGAUACUCUUGUAACGAUUUCAGACCAUAUCCUAACUCGCAAUCUUUCCAGUGGAGAUGUUUGGAUUUGCGGCAAUACACCUACAAACCACGGUGUACCUAUAGGAGGCUAUCUUCUAGAGGGCGACGCAUCGAUCAUUCUAAGAGGCACUAUCAUGCGGACAAGGAAAAUUCAAGUAGCACUCCAUGCCGCUUAUCCUUGUGGCUUGUCGGGUUCCUGGGUUGUUCGUGAAGGGAAGCUAUGCGGCAUCAUCUACGCAGCAUAUGACCGGAGUCCAUAUCUUCAUAUGAUUCCAGCUGAAGAGAUGUUUCAAAAUAUUGCUGAGUUCCUCAGAGCGUCGGUCGUGAGAGUAGCGACUACCAAGGAUAUCGAAGAUUCAUACAAAUCAGCAGAAAGUCAAGGAGAACAGACGAUAACAAGAGCAUUGGGACAGGAUAUUCCUGAACCCUCACAGAAGAUACUCAAGGAGUCUGGAGACCCUAAUUUCAUCAUCCUGGAGCAUCCGGACUGGAUGCGAACAUCCGCUUGGCAAGACAAGAUUCUUGGUGCCAUCACAUAUGACCCUCUAAGAUACUACGGAACAUACAUUUCCGAAGGACUAGCCGAGUAUAUCAGUCAUGAUCUGCAAGAAGGAUCUGUGACUGAUUUCGUUCUCAAUCGGGACUUUAGGCAUCCGUUGACAUCGAUUGGACAGUUCUUGGUAUCCGGUUCGAGAUUGGGCAAUCGCGUCGCUAGUGCCUUCCUCGAUGGGACGCUCAUUCGGUACAAGCGAAUUAGGCAGCUCGACGAAUACUGGGCUAAGCUUAGGGACGAUCCGAAGGUCAAACGAGCUAUAGAAGGCUCGGGCUCGAUCUGGAGUACGCAGCCCGCCUACCUCGUGGUUGGCAUCAUGAUAUGCGAGGACGUCGAGAUUAUUCCAAAUGCAGAGUUGGCUCAAGAGAGCAAGGCACAGGGUAAGAUACCAGUGGGCGAGAUUCUCCUUCCUUCUGGUGGAGUGAAUCUGCCAAGGAUGUAUUCAAAACUCGGAGCUGCGUCAUCGAGUCACACAGCCACGCUCUUCCAAGCUAAGAGCGGUGAGAGUAAAAUCUUUGCUGUCGAGCUGAAGAAGGUUACAACUCGUGUGCUGCACCGAAAGCUCCUGAGUUCGAAGGGGGAGCGGCCACUGAAUUUGGUCAACUUUGGUUUGACUAGCAUGAACUCAGACGAAGACAACGAUGAAAAGGCAUCUGGCGACCCAGACUUGAUAUUGGCUGAGUUAGAUGCAGAGACAGUACGAGAUAUGAUUGGUGAAAGAUAG